Lottia gigantea (owl limpet) is the source of this 2616-nucleotide messenger RNA. RefSeq lists its product as hypothetical. The record is from RefSeq and is a predicted model, not a curated record. NCBI's taxonomy places the organism in Eukaryota, Metazoa, Mollusca, Gastropoda, Lottiidae. Bases 1 to 2616 code for a protein of 871 amino acids. The transcript has 13 exons. Gene Ontology annotation, cellular component: nucleus.
AUGGGGAUAAACUCUUUGCAAGACUACUUGGAAACGAACUGUUCGUCGGCCUGUGUGUCGGUAGAUUUGCUGAAGAUCGCUCGUGGGUUUGUGUCGAAAAGGCGUGGUCGAUAUGGAGGUUCUGCCCGUUUCUGUCUUGUUGUUGAUGCUGAGAGCUGUUUGGACCGACUCUAUGGGGGUUACUAUUCAGAUUGGGUCUGUGGGGGCCAGUGGAAUCGGAUGACAGCUUUCCUAACUAAUCUUGUCCAAGCCUGUCACAAUGCCAACAUGGAAUUGGUUGUGUUUUUCAAUGGAGGGUUGGAAAGUGAACGAAUGAACGAUUGGUUUACUGAACAAAUAAACCAGAAAAAAAAAGUGCACUCCAUUUUACGACAUUUGCAAAACAAGGGUACACCACCCCCAAAGAUUUGGUGGAUGCCCCCAGUUUUUUUAAAGGGAAGUUUACGUAUGGCUUUACGUCAUUUGAAUGUCACUGUUGCGUGCUCCAUGGACGAUCAUUUCCAAGAGGUGAUUGGAUUCUGUCGAGAACAUAAUCUACAAGGCAUCAUAGCUCAAGAAUCAACGUACGCCAUCUUCGAUCCUCCACGAUAUUUUUCAUCCAAUAAUUUGAAGUUAACCUAUAAAGGCUCUCUGGAAACGAAAGAGUACAUCAUGGACGAAAUAGCUAAAUGUUUAGAUUUAAAUCCAAAUAGAUUUUGUGUUUUUGCUGCUUUGUUGGGUAACCACAUCCUUCCAGAAGAAGAUCUUUACGAUUUUUUCAGAAAUCAACUCAAUUCUUGUUUAGAUACAGAAGGGAAGCCAUUAAAGGUACUGAUGAAAAUAUUGGCUGAUGUUAACAAACCAGGUAGGAUUUUUGAAGUAAAGAGGUCUAUUCUAGGAUUUUCUUGUAAUGAAAUGAUAUUAAAGUUUAAACAGAGUGUCCAGUAUUAUUUAAAUGGUACUCACGAAGGUUUCCUCAAAUACAGACCUAGACCUAAAUGGGCUGACAUGGAAAAAGCGUCUAGUCGUUCGGAUGGGACAAUAAACGGAGGCCCCGUGUGCUACAGGCUGUGCACGUUAAAGAUCCCUCGACAGUUGGAAAUCGAAAAAGAGCAGACUCUGGUUCAUUCAUUCAUUUUUUUCAUUGACACAUUUAUCCAUUGGCACAAUUAUUCAUUGCCACAUUCAGACACUCUCAUUAAUUUCCUCCAUCCAUUACAGGAGAUUGGAGGCUAUAUGAACACCUUAAAUCCCAAUGCACCAGAUAUCCUAGCCAAUAGUUCUGGGUUAAAUAAAGGAUUAUUGAAUGGAUUUGAUUCUAGUUUAGAAGCUCAGCUGUCUGGACUUAGUUUGACUGAUAGUCAACCUCUACAUCCUAGUGUUGGUAAUCAUAAACCUAAAAAACAACCAGGUACCAAGUUACCAUCCGUCACCCCUGAGAUCAUGCGUAUUGCCAGUGAACGACACCAGAAAGGUUUGAUGUGCUCCUGGAUUUAUCAACUUCUCUCACAGGGGGAGUUAAAACUACCAGUUGUAUUAGAAGAUGAUACCAAUAGAGAAUUACCAUCCUAUAUUGACCUAUUUAGACCAAUACGUCAAACAGUUUACUCAGUUUUAUUCAAUCUAAAUAAAACCAAAAUUAUACAUGAAACUUCAGAAAAGGAAAAAGGAGAACCCAGUACAGGUACACCAAAAUGUUUUGAUAUUCCCGUCAAAGAAUGGGUGAUCCGACGAGGAACAACACGACCCAGUUUUGAGUUGGUGAUCGCCAAACCAGUGGAAUGGAAGACCCCCAGCGUGGAACGAAUGUGGCUCGGACAGAAUGCAGAGGACAAGAACAGACGUCUACGAGCUUUUUUGACUUGUAUGCAGAGUGAAUCGCCCUUGAUGUUAAAUACUAAUUAUGUUCCUCAAUGUUUACUAGUCAUGUGCUGUGUUUUAAGAUAUAUUGUACAGUUUGGGCGUGUUAUACAACGACAAGAAUUAGAUGCGUUUUUAGCCAUGGCUGUUUCACCUUUAUUAGUUGAUGUACAAACUAUGCAGGAUUUGAAGUUACCAGCCAUCCAUCCUAGAGGUAUUCAACUGGCCUCGUUAUUUAUGUCUGGUGUAGAAACAGCUAUAUUUGCUAAUGAUGUAUGUGGAGCACCUAUACCCUGGAAUAUGAGCUGUCCUUGGUUAUUUUUCGAUGGAAAGUUAUUCCAUUUUAAACUACUAAAAGCUAAUAAUAAUACUCCUUUGAUAGAUAUGUGUGAUGGACAGGUUGAUCAAGUGUUAAGAGUAGAGAGAAUGAGACAAGCCAUCUUAGAAAACACACGAGCCGAGUUUGCUAAACCGUUACUCCCUGCCAACAUGUUUAAUCCUUACCCUAGUCCUUAUGGCAACUACCCCUCCUUCCCCCACGGUGCACCAAUAGGUUACCGCCCAGCAGGUCGUUCACCAGUAGAUGCUAGAGGUGGACAGUUAGAGAUUGCUGGUGUAGUGGUUGGUAGCUGGGGAGCCAAUGUACCUAGUAGACGAGGUCGUCAAGGUCCUACUCCUCAGAUUAUGUCUGUUGGUGGUGGUCGAAGGUUUGUAACAAAUUUCUAUUCGUCAUCUUGGUGCUUUGUGAAUCCAGAAGCACUGGCCAUGGACUCCUAA